UAUCAAAAACGUGUGUUUUGAAUUUUUUGAUAAGUUUUGAGUCAGCUCAGUAUUUUUGAAUUUUGAACAUUUUUCUGAAACUACCGACUAAUUAAAUUGUUAAAUGUAGUGUUCGAUUACAUUUCAGAAAAAAAUGAUCAAACUUGACAUUAAUAAAUCGAAGAACACGGUAGAAGACGUUCUUCGAAGAAGUGUUAUCGGUGAAGGUUUUGAGAAGGAACACAAAGUUCCAUUGAAUCAUGUUAGCAAAAGAAGACUACAGAAACAACGUCAGGAUGAACGUGCCAAAACCACAGGUGAAAAUUGGUUCAAUUUCCCAGCCACUAAACAAACCGAAGAAAUCAGAAAAGAUCUCGAAGUACUACAGAUGAGAUCAGCCCUAGAUCCUAAAAGAUUUUAUAAACAUAACGAUAUGAAAACGUUACCAAAGUACUUUCAAGUUGGACGUAUUGUUGAUACACCAGUUGAUUUCUACAGCAGUCGUAUUCCUAAGAAAGAACGUAAACCUACCAUCGUCGAAGAAUUACUUGUAGAUGCCGAAUUCAAAAAAUACACGAAACGAAAGUAUCAAGAAAUAUUACAGUCUGAUCCUAAACGUAGGCGGAAAGCUCAACAACACGCGAAAAAAUUAAAAAAGCUGAAACGUAAAUAAACUAUCGUCGAAUUAAUUUUUAUAUAUUUAUUUUUUAACAAUAAAUAACUUUUUAAUUAUCAA
Messenger RNA from Planococcus citri (citrus mealybug), 715 nucleotides. RefSeq names its product deoxynucleotidyltransferase terminal-interacting protein 2. Gene Ontology annotation, biological process: RNA processing. Lineage: Eukaryota; Metazoa; Arthropoda; Insecta; Hemiptera; Pseudococcidae. Bases 134 to 652 code for a protein of 172 amino acids. Gene Ontology annotation, cellular component: nucleolus. The transcript has 3 exons. The record is from RefSeq and is a predicted model, not a curated record. Gene Ontology annotation, molecular function: RNA binding.